Molecule: messenger RNA, 1131 nt
Organism: Drosophila obscura
Lineage: Eukaryota; Metazoa; Arthropoda; Insecta; Diptera; Drosophilidae
Exons: 3
Coding region: 1-1131 (376 amino acids)
Source: RefSeq, a predicted model, not a curated record
AUGGCGGGAGCAGGUCAUAUUAGUUUUAAAGCUACUGCCACCAAAACGCCUCUCUGCAAGCUGAGCCGCACGGGUGCCGUGGUCGAAACAGACUCGGACCUGGAGAGCGUGCUCAGCGUAAGCAGAACGGAGGAAGAGAGCCUUCUCCGCUCGCCUGAACCAGGUACCAGCUCCCUUCGUAGGGAAGGGCCGAGGCGUUCUAGAGAGGGGAUGAAGGCUAAGGCCCAAUACAAGGCGGCCCUCAAAAUCCAAACCCGGCUACAAGGCAAAGAGGACAUCUCCCAAGAGGAGAAGUCCAAACUAGCAUGGGCUGAGCAAAAGGUAGAAGAAGGGCGUCUCCACUACGCGCAGCUGCCUCAGAUGAAGGCGAUGAAGGGUGAAUUCGCCAAUAGGACGAAGAAGCCCAAGCAGAAGGCCAAGGUGAGCGACGUGUCCAAGAGGCACCUCAUCGUGGCCCUGAUCGACCGCAGCGACGAAAAUGGGAAGAUGACGGCGGCGCAGUGGAAACAGGUCCACGCCCAGCUGGUAGACUGCCUUUUCGCGCGAAUGGAGGAAGCGCCGGACGCUGCCAUGCCCACCUUUGACGGUGCGGGAUGGCUGAACGGGGUGAAGAUCCUCAAAUGUAAUGAUGACCCGACGAGGAAGUGGCUGUUGCAAGUGGUGCCCAAAUUGGAAGCUCUGUGGGAGGGGGCCAAGCUGGAGGUAGUGGACAGGGAGAUGAUCCCUUCCAUCCCAAAGGCGAAGGUGCUCUUCCCCAUUGCAGUCCAGGGAGACCGAGCACUGAAACUUCUCCAGAGGCAGAAUACAGAGGUGCCUACGGCGGACUGGAAAAUCCUGCAUGCUGGUAGCCCGUUACCCAAUGAGGGGGGCCAGCACAUGAUCAUCCAGAUCAACAAGGAGGCAGAGGACAUCCUCUACCCGAGAUUCGGGAAGAUGGCAUGGGGCGUAGGCAGUGUCUACCUACGUCUCAAAAAGCGCCACCCCGAGGACAAGGACGCGCAUACCCUGCAGGUAGGCGAGGUGGAAAAGGACUUAGGUCUGGAGUCCAUCGUAGAGGCCGCCCAGGAUCUUGCGCUGGACGACUCUGAUGCCGCAGAGGACGAGGACGCACUGAAGACCUGGCUGCGGUGA